AUGUGCAUACCAUUUUAAUCGAUUGCACCACCUACUUAAGGAACGAAAAAAGCAGUUUAGAUGUUGUAAAUUUUAGGUGUAAGUGAAUUUGUUGUUGGGUUGAUUAAAUUAUUUGUUUUGCAAUAAAUAGCAGGCUUUUAUGAUUUCUUUACUAUCUUCAUACAUAUAUGGCAUGGGCAUAAUUAAAUUAUUGUUAUUGGGUAAUUGCUGUGUUUUACUUCUUAUAAAAUGUAUUGA
Molecule: messenger RNA, 237 nt
Organism: Paramecium tetraurelia
Lineage: Eukaryota; Ciliophora; Oligohymenophorea; Peniculida; Parameciidae
Exons: 1
Source: RefSeq, a predicted model, not a curated record